This is a messenger RNA of Engraulis encrasicolus (European anchovy), 1065 nucleotides long. Its product is annotated as protein SSUH2 homolog. The transcript has a single exon. The record is from RefSeq and is a predicted model, not a curated record. The coding region runs from base 1 to 1065 and encodes 354 amino acids. Lineage: Eukaryota; Metazoa; Chordata; Actinopteri; Clupeiformes; Engraulidae.
AUGUCUAUGGCUGCAGAUCCCCCACCCCCAGCCCCCGCCUAUCGCUGUGAUGUUAUCCUGGAACCAUCCCAGUAUACCACCAUCUCUCCUCCACAUCCAGAGCACGAGAAGAAGCAUCGAUCACAUCAUCGUCCAUCUGAGAUGUACCACCAGGUGAAGGAGUCCAAUUUAUCAGAGGAUGAUGUAACGGAUAUUGUGUAUGCCUGGGUAAGGAGCAACCCAAGUCUGUCAAGUGCACCUGCCAAAGAGUCUGUGUUGACACCUGUGACCCACGAUGUGGUGUACCACUACUAUCUUGAGACGUUUACAGAGCAGAGAUCGGUCUGCAUGCGAUUUGAGCCCAAGGCUACAGAACCUCCCAUAACCGACACAUCCAACACUCAACAGCCCAGACCCUGGAUGGUUAAAGUCUCACCCGCCAAGAUGUUUUGCAACGCGGUGUGCAAUUUCCGUCUGAUAAACACAGAUCAGCUCAGGGGCUGCCAUUACUGCGAGGAGGAGAAGUGGCUGAAAUGCCCCCGGUGUCACGGCUCAGGUAACAGGCCGUGCGCUCGGGUCAAGGCCCAUCGGGAGACACCCUCCAAGGAGUGCAGCCAGUGCCACGGGAAAAGAGAGGUCCCUUGCUCCACCUGCAUGGCCCUGGGCAAGGUGUGCUGCAGGAUGUGCCUGGGCAAAGGACGCCUGUGCUACUUUAAAGAGCUCCGCGUGGAGUACCGUAGCCACCAGGAGACCCAGCUGGUGACCUCCUGCGGGAUACCAGAAGACAAGCUGCUGGACGCCGCUGGGGAGGUGCUUCACGCCAGCACAGGGGUCAAACUGCCACCGCUGGCUCAGUUUGCGGUGCAGCAGGUGAACGAAGUCUCGAGGAGCAUGAUCGAGAAGUCCCACCAGAAGUGGCCAAACUGCAAGGUCAUUCAGCAGAGGCAUCAACUGAAGGCUGUGCCGGUGACUUACGUCCAGUAUGACUGGAGAGGACAGAGCGGAGGUUUCUACAUCUACGGCACAGACCAUCAGGUGUACUGGCCUGACUACCCGCAGCGCAAUGAUCGGUGCAACCUUCUCUAA